AUGCAAAAACAGAGCUCUAAAAGAAUUGUCGCUUCGACUCCCAGAAAGUCGCAGAGAAUGGCGGCCAAAAAGUCUAAAGAAGUAUUGAAAAAGCAGGAGGUUCCCAAGAUUGAUACAAAGGUUGUCAAGAAAGAAGCUCCUAAGAUUGAGAAAACUACCGAAAAGCAAACACCUAAGGCUAAAGUGACAUCUAGAAAAAGACGUCACUCGGAUGUUGAGAAAGAAGCUACUAAGGCUGAAGCUGAGCUCAAGAAAAAAGAAAAAGAAUGGGAUGCAAUGCUACCGGACCAAUAUAAAAAGUAUCGUCCACGCGGAUAUCCUUUAAAUUUACCAGAGGAUACCAAACAGAAUUUUAGAGUGUAUUGUGAUGGUAUUUAUGAUUUGUUUCACAUGGGGCAUAUGAAUCAGCUUAAGCAAUGUAAAGAAGUGUUUCCAAAUGUUACUCUUGUUGUUGGGGUCCCAUCUGAUGAAGUGACUUGGAAGAACAAGGGAUUGACUGUGCUUUCUGACGAGCAACGUUGUGAAAGCUUGAAGCAUUGCCGAUGGGUUGAUGAAGUUAUUCCACAUGCUCCAUGGUCGGUGACCCCAGAGUUCUUAGUUGAACACAAGCUUGAUUUUGUUGCUCAUGACGAUAUCCCCUACGCAUCGGCUGAUUCUGAUGAUGUUUACGCUGCAGUAAAAAGAAUGGGGAAAUUUAUUGUUACGCAAAGAACUGAGGGUAUUUCUACUUCAGACAUCAUUACCAAAAUCAUCAGAGAUUAUGACAAAUAUUUACUUCGAAACUUUGCCAGAGGUGCUUCGAGACACGACUUGAAUGUGUCUUGGUUCAAGAAGAAUGAGUUAGAAAUCAAGAAGCAUAUUGACGAGUUUAGACAAUACUGGAAGAAAACUAACGCAAAUUUGAAUAAUGCGUCGAAGGAUCUUUAUUGUGAAGUGAGAGAGUACUUGAGAUACAGUUCUAGUGCUUUGAAGAAAAUCAACUCCAAUCCAUCAUUAAACACUUUCGUUGAUAGUGCCAAUAAUAAUUUGAACUCAACCUCUUCUAGAGCCACAUCACCUGCUGCUGAACCUUUAUCACCAGCAACGGAAUUCGCAAUGAAUUAUUCUGGGAAUAGAAGAUCCAUUAUUGAUAGUUUCAAAAAGUGGAUGUUUAAACGAGACUCUUUUGAUAGUGAGGAUUCUGAUAGAUAUUCUCUUGAGAACUCUAAAGAAACUUCCCCAGACUCAGAAUAUUCCAAUGAUGAUGCUGAAAGACCAAAAAGAAAGAGACAAAAAGUUUAA
Messenger RNA from Saccharomycopsis crataegensis, 1281 nucleotides. RefSeq names its product choline-phosphate cytidylyltransferase (gene PCT1). Gene Ontology annotation, molecular function: phosphatidylcholine binding; choline-phosphate cytidylyltransferase activity. Gene Ontology annotation, cellular component: nuclear envelope. The record is from RefSeq and is a predicted model, not a curated record. The transcript has a single exon. Gene Ontology annotation, biological process: CDP-choline pathway. Lineage: Eukaryota; Fungi; Ascomycota; Saccharomycetes; Ascoideales; Saccharomycopsidaceae. Bases 1 to 1281 code for a protein of 426 amino acids.